UUUCCAUUCUCCUAUUGCAGUGACAGCCUGAGUACAUUUGAUGGAGGCAAACAAGACGCUGGUGACUGAGUUUGUUCUCACGGGACUUACAGAUCUUCCAGGGCUGCAGGUUCCCCUGUUUCUGGUGUUCUUGAGCAUCUACCUCACCACCAUGGUGGGCAACCUUGGGCUGAUUUUUCUCAUCUGGAAGGACCCCCAUCUUCACACCCCCAUGUACGUAUUCCUGGGCAGUUUAGCCUUUGCAGAUGCCUUUUCUUCAUCCUCUGUGACCCCCAGGAUGCUUGUCAACAUCUUAGACAAGAGUCAAAUGAUAUCCCUCUUUGAAUGUAUGGCCCAAUACUAUUUUUUUGGUGCCAGUGCAACCACAGAAUGUUUCCUCCUGGUAGUGAUGGCCUAUGACCGCUAUGUGGCCAUACACCAGCCCUUGCUUUAUCCAGUGGUGAUGUCCACCAGACUCUGCACUUGGCUGGUGAGUGUGUCAUAUGUAAUUGGUUUUCUGCAUCCUGUGAUUCAUGUAGGAUUGUUAUUUAGAUUAACCUUCUGCAGAUCCAAUAUAAUAUAUCAUUUCUACUGUGAAAUCUUGCCACUUUUCACAAUUUCAUGCACUGACCCACCUAUUAAUGCACUAGUGCUUUUUAUUUUUGCCACUUGUAUACAGGCUUUUACUUUUAUGUCCAUUAUAGUCUCUUAUACUGGUGUCCUUUUUGCCAUCCUGAAAAAGAAGCCCAAAAAGGGCAGGAGCAAAGCCUUCUCUACGUGCAGUGCCCACCUGCUCUCUGUUUCCUUGUUCUAUGGCACUCUCUUCUUCAUGUAUGUGCGUCCUGGGUCUGGCCCAGAUCAAUACCAAGAUAAAGUGUAUUCACUAUUCUACACAGUCAUAAUUCCCUUGCUAAACCCUUUUAUUUAUAGCCUAAGGAACAAGGACGUUUUAGGUGCCCUGAGAAAAGUGCUAAAAACAUAA
This is a messenger RNA of Camelus dromedarius (Arabian camel), 961 nucleotides long. RefSeq names its product olfactory receptor 5AC1-like. Gene Ontology annotation, biological process: G protein-coupled receptor signaling pathway. Bases 41 to 961 code for a protein of 306 amino acids. The transcript has a single exon. Gene Ontology annotation, cellular component: membrane. The record is from RefSeq and is a predicted model, not a curated record. Gene Ontology annotation, molecular function: G protein-coupled receptor activity; odorant binding; olfactory receptor activity. NCBI's taxonomy places the organism in Eukaryota, Metazoa, Chordata, Mammalia, Artiodactyla, Camelidae.